Colletes gigas is the source of this 3338-nucleotide messenger RNA. RefSeq names its product TELO2-interacting protein 1 homolog (gene Tti1). Gene Ontology annotation, biological process: chromatin remodeling. Gene Ontology annotation, cellular component: cytoplasm. The transcript is spliced from 13 exons. Lineage: Eukaryota; Metazoa; Arthropoda; Insecta; Hymenoptera; Colletidae. The coding region runs from base 135 to 3284 and encodes 1049 amino acids. The record is from RefSeq and is a predicted model, not a curated record.
GAUGGGGAAAGUCGACGCAAUACACAUCUUGCCUCACGCUGAAUCAUAUGUUCAAUGUUUUUGAACGAAAAAUGCAUGCUGUUGAAUUCAUUAAGAACUUUUAUUAUUUUGUACGUGUUCUUUAUUAAACAAACAUGGAACGUUUGCAAAUACAGGAAGCUUUUACUGAGUUAAAACCACUUUGCGAUUCUUUAUUACGAAAUCCAGAUAUAAACACUGCACGUAAUGUUGCUAAUGCCCUAACAAAAAUUUCGAAUAAAGUUGUACAAGAUUUGUUGGAAUAUAUUUUAUUCCCCAUAAUUUUUCAUUUACAGGAUAAAAGCUUGAGCAAAGGUACGAAAGAGGAAUUAGUAAAGACAACACACGCAAUCGUAUCAAGAGCAAAGAUAUCAAAAAUCGAAUAUUUUAGUAAAUUGUAUUCUUGCCUUUUGAUACAAAUUUAUGAUCGAACUCAAGAAAGUUUGGUAAUUACAGGUCACGAAGAAUUGAAAGAAGUAGUACUCUCAUGCAUUAAGACUUUGAUGCAUUCUUCUUUUACAGAAGUUUUAGACUCGUUAUAUGUUGGUGAAAAUGCCUUCAAGGUAGGCCAAGGAAUAUUAUUGUCUCUAUCAAUAGGUAGAAUGGAAAAAUCACGUUCAAUUAGAUUAAAAGCGAUAGAGGCAGUGAUGGCUUUAUGUCAAGUAGAUGACGAAUCGGAUAGAUCUGAUAUUAUAUUGCAAGACCAAAUAGCCGAUGGCAUUAUGUUAUUUUUACCUGGUAUUGUCAGUGGUUUACAGGAAAUAGCUUUGGGAAGCGAAAUACAAGGACAUAAACUCACAAUGUUAGCGUUAAGAGCUUGGGCUAGAAUAGUAUCUCUUGUGAUGAAAGACAAAGAAGAAGAUGAUACACCAUUGUUAAGUACUCUUAUCCAAUUAAAUAAUGAUAAAUGUACUGAUGUAUUAGAAAGUCCUUCGUAUACAGAAGAUAAAAUUAACAUAGAGAAACAUCUGAAAAGUAAAACAAGAAGUAAAGAAUGGUUUAAUGCUAGCGCAACAAAGCUUAAUAUACUUGUGAGACAGUUGAGUGUAUUAAAAAGGCAUUCCCAUUAUAAAGUUAGAAUGGAAUUAGUUGAAAAUAUUCAUUUGAUACUUACAACAUGCUCUAGGAAUAUGAAACCAAAUGUUAUGUUACUAAUAGAAUAUUUAAUAUCUCUAUCUGAAGACGAAAUAACAGAAAUUCGAGAGGAAGCUGAAAAAACACUAAAUGUAAUUAAUAUGAGCUACAUGCAAAAUAAGAAUAUGAAACCCUUGGUGGAAUUAUUAGAAGAAAACUUCUACAAUUUACUUACAAGUUUACCCAGGAUUAUCAGGAGACCUGAUGAUAGUGAUCAAUUGUCCUGUUUAAAUCAAAUUGCUGGUUAUUUAAAACUUCUCGGGGAACAGAGAUUGCCUCGGAUUAUGAUGUCUGCACCACAUAUUCGAAGAUUGAUAUCAGCUCUUGUAUAUGUAUCCGAGAUAGAUUGCAGUAAUAUUUCCUUACUGCAAACUGUAAAUGUUAAGGAUCUUGAAGAUCCAGCAUAUUCCUAUGGACCACACUUAUGGAGACGAUUUAAAUUCAUUCAAAACAAUUCAUGCGAAGAGAAAGUUGUAGCUAUAUGUAAAUAUCUCGGAGAAUUUGGAGAUAUUCGAAUUUUAGUUGACACCAUUCUCGGACUUACACUUGAUGCUCCACAACAUAAAAAAGAAUUAUUCUUGUUAUUAAACUGGAUUAUAUGUGUUUCAGUCAAGGACCCUUCAUUUUUAUCAAUUUAUGAAGAAGUUGUAGAGUUUUAUAUAAAUCCUGAAGUUUGGUAUCCAGCGAUUGAAACUACCGAAAAUGUACCUUUACGUAUUGCACAAAGCAAUGUAGUGCAAUGUUGCUUAUUAAUAGAAGGUUUAGGAUUAAUAGCUCAAACCUUGGGACAUGAUUAUGAUAGAUUUCUUCUUAAGACUUUAUAUUUAAUUAUAGAAAGAGCAGGCAGCGGGCAUACCUUAAUUAGUUUCGUUGGAACUCAAACGCUCGAACGGAUCGCAGAAUCUCUGAAAUAUAAUUCAGUGGGAGAUCUUCUUCGUGCAAAUGUUGAUUAUUUUUCAUACCAUGUGACUAUAAAAUUACGCAGAGUGGAACGAAAUCCCGGCGUUCUUGAUGUCGUUGGUGUCGUUAUGAAAUAUAGUACCAUGGAUGUCUUGCCUUGUUUAAAAGAAAUCGUAGAGGAUGUACUUUUGCAACUAAAUAAGAGUUUUCAGAAGAAAAAUUCCUACGCCUUUUUAAAAGUAUUUUAUACGUUCACGAUAUGUAUAAAAAAGUUAGUAAAUUCCAAAGAUGUGCCAAUUAUAUGUGAACAAAAUGAAACUGUUGAAUCUAAAUCUUCUAAAAUUAUUAAAUCUCUGUUGGAGUAUUACGAAGCAAAAAAGAUUGAUGAAAACAUAGAAGAAGAUUCUACUGUAAAUCUAGAGGAAGAGAAACUGGAAGCAGGGGAAGAAAAUGAAGAUCAAAUAGAUUUCACGGAGCAAGAAGAACAAAAGCAAAACAUACCACCUUAUGUAAAAAUGAUUGAAGACGUAAUGAAGCACUGUCUACAUUUUUUGCCAUCGAAAGAUAUAAAACAAUCGCUAAUUGCAAUGUCAACGUUGCAAGAGGGUCUAAAAAUUUUAGCGGAAUGGGAAAAUCGAUUGUUACCGAUUGUAUAUUUGCUUUGGAGUCCAUUAGUAGAUAGAUUUCACGAUGAGAAUGUACUAAUAAUAAACCGAGCAUGGCAACUAUUAAAUGUUCUUGCUUAUCUAUCAAAAGAUUUUAUCCGGUCUAGAACGCUUAAACAAGUGCUGCCAGCGCUUUCGAAGUUCUUAAGUAGCUCUGCUAAAGAAAGUUAUAACAAGAGCUCCGAAAAUAUCUAUAAAUUUACUCAAACUUAUAAAUUACAAAAGGAAUUGCUUUCCACGUUGGGUCAAACCACGAAAAAUUUACAUAUUCUUGAAAGAGAAACAUGGAAUAUCCUGGGUAUCGCAGAGCCCUAUCUCAGUAAAAACCAACAUCCCUCGUUACAAUCGUGUUGCGUACAAUUAUAUAAGGAAAUUGCUGAUUAUAAUGGAGACAUUGUUUGGACGAAGUGUCUUAGUAUUUAUAACUCUAAAAUACAAAAAAUUGCUUCUGAUGCAACGUUGGAUACGAACGAUUUAAUGGCAACUGAAAACAAUUCAACAAAUGAGUACUAUAGAAAUAUACAAAUUAUUAUAAAAUAUAUUCAAGAUAAGGACUUACAAUUGUAAAUAUGACAGAAUAUACAUUUUUGUACUAAAUGAAUAAAAUAAUUAACGAACAAG